Aureobasidium uvarum is the source of this 1158-nucleotide messenger RNA. NCBI's taxonomy places the organism in Eukaryota, Fungi, Ascomycota, Dothideomycetes, Dothideales, Saccotheciaceae. The record is from the annotation of a GenBank genome assembly.
AUGCCUGAACCUCUGUCUUCACAACUUUCGACCAUGGACGACUUCUUGCGCCACAUGCAGCAAAACCUUCGCACGAAGACACCCCCUCAGAGCGAAAUGUCUAGCAUCUACAAGUUCACCAAAGGCGAAUGUCAUACAGUUGACCCUCAUACACUGCUCUGUCGCAUGCUUUCGCUAGAAGCAGUGCUGCCCAUAUCCGAAGACACUCGAUCCCAAGUUGCAAGCAACACCCAAAUCGGCAAAGGGCAAUGUGGUACCAUCUAUACACUCCACAACCCAAACCAAGUCACCAAGACACCAAACUCGACGAAAAAGAUACCCGAGCUACAGAGCGACCACAUUUCUCACGAGGCUGUCUGUGGAGCCUUUGAGAACGCGCCAGAGGCCUUGUCGAGCAAGGCCAACGUUCCCAAAGUGCAUAGCUUCAUGUCUCCGCCUUCUGACGAUGAUGGAUUGAGUUACUGGAUCCGUGGAUCUGACGAACAGAUUGAUCUUGCAUCAAACUACAACUAUGGAUUACUCUCCGAACGCAUCUUCCCUUUGCGAGAUCCUAUACCAGCAGCGUUGGUGCGAGUAAUGUGUCCUUCCUCCCCAGCAGCAAGCAUAGAAAUCUGCUUAACCAAACCCACAAACAACAACUGUCUCGUUCGCCUCUAUCUCGGUCGUCGAGGCAUAGACAGAACCAAAACCAACCCCGAAGACACGAGCCUCCGCAACUUCCCUCUCCACAUCGACGAAAUGGAAAACCUCUGCCUACCCAUCCCAACCUACAUCUCCACAAUAGCAGAGUCUCUAGCCCUCAUGCACUGGAAAGCCCACCUCGAUGCCAACGACAUCGAAUUCGUACUCGGUGCCUCGCGAACCCACAACCAAGGCCAUGGUGUCUCAAUCUGGGUAUUGGAUUUUAACCAGUGUCGUGUGUUUAGCCACAAUCAAGCUGGGUUAAAGCAACUAGUCGAUGGCUUUUGGUGGAAUGAUCCUUAUUGCCCUCGUCCCGGGACGGAGCACCCGCAGGAUAGGGUGUGGUGGACAAUGUUUUUGAGCAAGUAUUCGGAUGCGAGUGCGUUGUUGACGGAUAGCAAGAUGCCGAGACAUUUUAUACAGGCGGUGGAAGAGGAAGGGUUUCGGAGGCGAGUGAGGCCUUCGCUCUUUGGGUAG